UUCCAUAUCCAUACAAGUCAAAUUGUACGCAGAAAGCACUCCCUGGAAUACCACGUUACGAUAGAAACGGCUGCUUUACGCAGUGUCAAGCAAACAAAACCCUAGAGCUAUGUGGGUGUAGAAUGACCGGAGUACCUUUGCCAUCUAACUUACCUGUAUGUACAUUUCAACACGAAUUCUGUAAGGAACAGAGUGAAGCAUGGCAGAACCCUUUUGAAUGUUCUUGCGGAAUUCCUUGCGAAGAGAUCGAGUACAUCGCUCAGGUGUCUUACUCUGAAUUUCCGGAUGACGGCGCAGCCAAGAUCUUAAAACACAACCAUGCUUAUAACAAAAGUAUGGAAUACCAAAGGGGUAGCUUGGUAUUCCUUCAAGUUGGCUUUCAUCAUUACGGAUACACUUUUGUGAAAGAAACACCAAGUUAUAGAAUUGGGAGCUUGUUAGGUGAUAUUGGCGGGAAUAUGGGUCUUUUCUUGGGCUGCAGUCUGUUGACAUUGUUCGAGUUCGUGGAUUUACUUUGGAACGUCUUAGACUCCCGAACAAACAGAUCUAAAAGUAUCCCAGAUGAUCAGACGGACAAUGGAUCAGCAUAAGACAACAAACAUGCAAAAAAAGUAUCAACAGCCCUUGGAAUUUGUGGAAGAUCAACAUCCAAAAAAAUCUCAUUAUCAUCUAAAUUCC
This is a messenger RNA of Orbicella faveolata, 678 nucleotides long. Its product is annotated as acid-sensing ion channel 2-like. Lineage: Eukaryota; Metazoa; Cnidaria; Anthozoa; Scleractinia; Merulinidae. Gene Ontology annotation, biological process: sodium ion transmembrane transport. The record is from RefSeq and is a predicted model, not a curated record. Gene Ontology annotation, molecular function: ligand-gated sodium channel activity. Gene Ontology annotation, cellular component: plasma membrane.